CCCCUUUCGACUUAUUGUUUCUGGUAUGUACAGACAGACCUCCCUACGUUUUCGUCCUUUGCUGCUCGUCACUUAUCCACUGCGGGCGGUUUUCGGCGGCUUGACGAAUUGGGUUCCAUCGAUUAUUUGACCUGCUCUGCGCAACCGGGAAGCUUACCGUUUCACACCAUAGUUCACUUUCCAAAUCCCACAAAGCUUUGAUAAUUCCAGCUCCUCGAAGCUCCCUCUAUUAUUACAAGAUGGCUACUCAUAACAUUGUUGUGUUCGGUGGUGACCACUGCGGUCCCGAGGUUGUUCUCGAGGCCAUCAAGGUCCUCAAGGCCAUCGAGACCAACAGCCCUUCGGCUGGCAAGUUCAACCUCCAGAACCACCUCCUUGGCGGUGCCUCCAUUGACAAACACAAUGACCCCCUCACCGAUGAGGCCCUCAACGCCGCCAAGGCUGCCGAUGCCGUCCUUCUCGGUGCCAUUGGCGGUCCCGAAUGGGGCACCUCCUCCACCGUCCGCCCCGAGCAAGGUCUCCUGAAGCUCCGCAAGGAGCUCGGCACCUAUGGCAACCUUCGCCCUUGCAACUUUGCUUCCGAGUCCCUCGUCGACAGCUCUCCCCUCAAGGCCGAGGUCUGCCGCGGCACUGACUUCAUUGUCGUCCGUGAGCUUACCGGUGGUAUCUACUUUGGUGACCGCACCGAGGAUGACGGCUCCGGCUACGCCUGCGACACCGAGCCCUACAGCCGCGCCGAGAUCGAGCGCAUCGCCAGACUCGCCGGCUUCCUCGCCCUGGCCAAGAACCCUCCCGCCAAGGUCUGGUCUCUGGACAAGGCCAACGUGCUCGCCACCAGCCGCCUCUGGCGCAAGACUGUGACCGACGUCAUCAGCAAGGAGUUCCCCCAGCUUCAGCUCGAGCACCAGCUCAUCGACAGCGCCGCCAUGCUGCUCGUCAAGAACCCCCGUGCCCUCAACGGCGUCGUCAUCACCAGCAACCUCUUUGGCGACAUCAUCUCGGACGAGGCCUCGGUCAUCCCCGGCUCCAUCGGCCUGCUCCCUUCCGCCAGCUUGGGCGGAAUCCCCGACGGCAAGGGCAAGUGCAACGGCAUUUACGAGCCCAUCCACGGCUCCGCUCCCGAUAUUUCGGGUAAGGGUAUCGUCAACCCCGUUGGUACCAUUCUCUCUGUCGCCAUGAUGCUCCGCUACUCGCUCAACCUCCCCAAGGAGGCCGAUGCCGUUGAGGCUGCUGUCAAGGCUGCCAUUGACAACGGUACCAAGACCAAGGACCUGGGCGGUAACGCUACCACUUCGGAUAUGGGUAGCGCUGUAGUUGCUGAGUUGGAGAAGAUCCUUAAGGCUUCAAUUUAGUAUCUCGGGCUGAACGGGAGGGGGCGAUGCAAACAAUGCUCUUUGCGCUGUAUUCAUACGUAGGAGUUAAGGAGGCAUAUGAGGGAUCAAAAAGGUAUAUGGAAAAUUCAUCCCUAAAAGGGAGUUACGUGCAUAUGUUGGAAAACUUGAUACGGGAAGGGUAGAAGAAAGGGACUUGGUCAUGUCCAUUGAACCUGGACCCGGCCCCCUUCUUAUGAAUAUACAAUAACGAGAUACCAAAGCAAUGGAUGCUAUGUUGAGUUCAAAGCAUGGAUUCUCCACACCGCAAUGGUGUAGCCGCAUUGAAGGGUGUCUAUGGCCCUAUGGCAAUCACAUCAUAAAAGCAACUUCGCCCAGACGAUCUAGAUCUUAAAGCAAACAAACAGUGGGGCGACGCAGUCGGUCGAUUGCGGAAUCGCGCGAUGUGGUGGGACCUGGAAAUGGUUGGCGCCCGCACGGCAGAUCU
This is a messenger RNA of Neurospora hispaniola, 1818 nucleotides long. RefSeq names its product 3-isopropylmalate dehydrogenase. The transcript is spliced from 4 exons. Gene Ontology annotation, molecular function: 3-isopropylmalate dehydrogenase activity; NAD binding; magnesium ion binding. NCBI's taxonomy places the organism in Eukaryota, Fungi, Ascomycota, Sordariomycetes, Sordariales, Sordariaceae. Gene Ontology annotation, cellular component: cytosol. The record is from RefSeq and is a predicted model, not a curated record. Bases 240 to 1352 code for a protein of 370 amino acids. Gene Ontology annotation, biological process: L-leucine biosynthetic process.